AUGGAAGGAUUUUAUUGGGAAUACAUUAAAUUAUUUAAGAAAGCAAUCUUAAUAUUUAUUCUGACCAAUUUUGAAACUGAAAUUGCUUUGAAGGCUUCUCUAUUAGAAUUAUCUUUAUUAAUGUAUCAGAUUAGCAGAAUUUCAUUAAACAUUCAUUAAUCAAAAAUUAAUAAUUUAGAUUUAUAGAGUAGUUUAAUUUGCUCAAUAUAAAUUUAUAGCAUUAACUAAAUAAAUUUGUGA
Paramecium pentaurelia is the source of this 240-nucleotide messenger RNA. The record is from the annotation of a GenBank genome assembly. Lineage: Eukaryota; Ciliophora; Oligohymenophorea; Peniculida; Parameciidae.